Molecule: messenger RNA, 3348 nt
Organism: Brienomyrus brachyistius
Lineage: Eukaryota; Metazoa; Chordata; Actinopteri; Osteoglossiformes; Mormyridae
Gene: tcp11l2
Product: t-complex 11, testis-specific-like 2
Exons: 10
Coding region: 174-1787 (537 amino acids)
Biological process (GO): signal transduction
Source: RefSeq, a predicted model, not a curated record
GUCAGUAGGAUAUUUAAAAGACCUCUGCUGAAAACAGGAGAAAGCAGGCGGACCGUAUUUACACUCGCUAGCCAUACAGAUACAAAGCUGUUUGUGACAAAGUCUCCUUUGGGGGACUUAAUAGAAGACAGCAAUCUGGGUGCAGCUACUGCAGUCUUCUGCUCAUUGUUACCAUGCCGCUCAACGAUGAACGUCCUGCAUCCACAUCCACAUCCACAACAGCGAGUGAAGACCCGAGCAGUGACACGGAAUGUUCGGACAGGUGCGACAGUGUGACGUCGUCGAGUGACUUUGAGUUCUCCCGUCAAAGCUUCACCAGUGGGGACUCCAGCAAUCACAGCUCACCUUCCUCUAGCCCGCCCAAAGUCACAACCCUCGACGGAGUCAUGGCUUCCGCCCGGGACCUUGUCAAUUUGAGCCUGGCACAUGAGAUUAUUAUGAACAACAGCUUUCAUGUUGAGCAGCCCAAUCUACCUCAGAACAGCUUAGAGAAAAAGGUGAAAGAUAUCGUCCACAAGGCAUUCUGGGAUUGCCUGGAGUCUGAACUCAAUAACGACCCUCCGGAGUACGAGCACGCUAUCAGGCUGCUGCAGGAGAUAAGAGAGGUUCUGCUGUCCUUUCUGAACCCCGGAGCAAAUCGCUUGAGAACCCAGAUCUUGGAGGUGCUGGACGUGGACCUCAUCCGGCAGCAGGCUGACAACAAUGCAGUUGACAUUCAGGGGCUGGCCACUUACAUCAUUUCUGUCAUGGCCAAGUUCUGUGCCCCUGUGAGGGAUGAUGAGGUUAAAAAACUGAAGGAGAACUUGGACAACACUGUAGUAAUGUUUAAGGAGAUAUUCCGAGUGCUGGAUCUCAUGAAGUUGGACAUGGUGAACUUCACCAUCCAGAUCCUCAGGCCAGAGCUGCAGAAGCAGUCCGUAGAGUACGAGAGGGCCAAGUUCCAGAGUGUUGUGGAACGUACUCCAAAUGCACUGGACCACACAACUGCCUGGAUUAAGGCAUCUUUGGAGACGCUACUUGCUGUGCCCACUGCCAGUCAGUCCUCUGGUUCUGCAAAGAGCACGCCGGCGCUCCCCAGUCCCACACAGAUAUUCGAUACAGCCUACAUCCAGCUCUUGAACUGGGACCACCAGAAGAAUGUGCUCCCUGAGACACUGAUGACAGACGAGGUGCGCUUACGUGAGCUGCAGCAGCGUCUAAAGCUGCUUCAGACUGUGGCCUCCAUCUUGCUAAUUGUCUACAGCACCAUCGGCGGACCCAUCUCUGGGCUUCCCGGAUUGGCCGACCGGCUUAAGAAGAUGACCAGUGUCCUUUUGGAGGGCAUGCAUGGCCCGGAUUUUGACCUUCCUGAAGCCCUGGAAAAUGUCAGUGUUCAGAUCUGCUCGGAGCUGAAUAAGACCCUGGUGGGGUGUAGCUACCCUGCCAUCUCGCCUGAUGUACAGGCGACACUGAAGGGACAGAUUUGCAGCAUCCUCCAGGAAAACAACCCCAUCCGUAACCUUGUUGGUGAGGCCACGAGUGCUGACCGAGAGGAGAGGGUGCAACAGUACUUCAAGAAUUUCCUCACUGCACCAAACUCCCACCUCACGCCUCCUCCCGUUCCGGGUGGGCUCGCCCUGAUUCAGGCAGAAAUCGGUGUAUUGGGGGCCAAUUUCAUCUCCCUAGUGAACUUCAACAAGCAAGUGUACAGUCCCUUCUACAUGGGCAUCUUAAAGGAUCUGCUCUUCAGCGGGAUGCCCCCGAAUUCACCCCAGAAGACUGCUGUUGCCACAGUGGAUUCCCAGUAAAAACCCAUCCUGGAAAAAACCAUCCCCUUGCCCCUGAUUCCAAACACCUUCCAAACAUGUUUGUCUCUGCAGCCAGCCAGCCAUUUUAGUGCAAGGUGUCAUGUGUGCUGCAUGUUUUAGAUGUCAUUCCCACAAACUAGCGAUCUCCACACUGUCCGCCAGUACUAUUGCGGUAUCCCCGAAUGUUAUGCCAAUAACUUGUGGUGCUUUAUAAAAUGUUAUGCAAAUGAAAAUGUGGUGCUUUAUAUAAAAAAAAGGUGUCGAAUAGACCUACUAGCAGCUCAUUCAAUUGUGGGCUAUGUUUGCCUGUAAAAAAAAAUAUAUAUAUAUAUUCAUAUAUAAUUAAACUACUGUUAUUGGAUCUACUUGAUAGUUAUAUUUGAAAAAUGGAUAAAUUAUUGUAAUGUCUAGUUCUUCUGUUAUUUAGGAGAAUUUUGUGUGAAGUAUUGAGCAUUAUAAAGUCAGGAAUAUCAAAUUUUACUGAAGCCAUUUAUAUUUCAUAAAGGGAGAUGGUUUUAUAUAAUUAGUUUCGGAUGCUUUCUACAUUGAUUUGGGCAAAUGGAUUUCACUGUCACCUGUUGGAGGACAAAUUUUUUUAAAAAAAGGGCCGAACUGUCAUUGGGUUGUGACUCAAGUGCCACCAUUUCUUACCGGAAGAUGGACCAUUUUGUAUGUCGGGUCCUGUUUUUAAGUCUCAGUGACUCGUAACUGCAGUGUUAACCUUGAGUAAUGUUUGUUAUAACUAAAGAUGUAACCGGUGAAAAUCACUUGAACUGACGCCGUUUGCUUAUAUUUUGGAAAUAGGCCUACGAUGAUUUUUUUUUUUUUUCAGGUUUGGAAUUUUGCUUGGCAUUUGGUUUGCUUUCCAAAUGCAGAUGCAGCCAUCCGUGUUGAAGGAACAACUGUGUGGGAAAUAGGUCAAGUUUUAUUUCAUUGGAUAUCAGUUUGAACACCUUAAGUAGUGAUGGACAAAAUGAAGCUUCACGAACCAUUUGGUGUAUUUUUUGACCCCACUAGAUGGUGCUGUCUGCUCAAAAAAGGGUUCAAAGCAUGCCCCAAUGCAAACCAAGAGCACCAUCUAGUGGGGUCAAAAAAUACAGCAAACGGUUCAUGAAGCAUAGUUUUCUCCACUAUUAUUACGUAUAAUUUCUGUAUCUUGGCUGUUUGAAGAACUCAUUUUACCAACUAGUCAUAGAGGUAGAAUUUGUCGAUGUUGGUGUAACCAUUUCAAAAUAUAAAUAUGUAAGGUUUGUUGGUUUUUUUUUUUCCUUCUGCUGCAAUGGGUAAAAUACAGUUUUUAAAUGUAUGCUUUACUACUCUGUAUUACAGGCGACUGUGUAAUGCAUUUUCAUGUGGCUGUAGUCAUGUGUUUUGUUAUGCGACGCUGUCAUUUUCACUAGAGGAGAAAUAAUAGCUGAACCCCAACAUCCGUGAUCUCUAAAUAAACAUUACUCUUUUGUAAAAACUUACAUUUACUAUAGCCAGAAUGGUUUGUGUGUUAUAAGAAUUCGUGUAAUGCAGUUAUAUUAUGGUGAAAUAAAUGCAUCCCUUUUGAAACCAA